Molecule: messenger RNA, 1826 nt
Organism: Diatraea saccharalis (sugarcane borer)
Lineage: Eukaryota; Metazoa; Arthropoda; Insecta; Lepidoptera; Crambidae
Source: the annotation of a GenBank genome assembly
AUAUCUGUUCUCCUAACCAAUAAUCAACCCUGGUAUUUUGUCUCACCCCUGUAACUUGAUUGAGACCUGAAAAUGUGCCAUUUUGUUUUAACUUAUAUCUUACAUAUUUACUCUUAUUUAUGAAAAGAAGAAAUUAGUUCUUAAAUUUCUCUUAUGACAUUUGUUUCCUUAUCUCUGUAUUUAUCUGGUGAAUAAUAAUGUUUUUUAAUGUUUUUUUCAGGCAUAACUGAAACAAAAUGUGGGGACUCACAUUGUCCCUUUUAGGCUACUUAAAUAUAAGUCCAGUGCCGUACUUAGCAGACUGUGUAGGAACUACAGAGCCAGCAUUAAAACUGCUGAUUUCAAUCUUAGCAGCUUACCCCAUGGCUGUGAUGUAUCACAGAUACAUAGUUACACAUAAUAAUUUAAGAAAUAUAUUUUUUAUAAUUGCCGGUUUGGACAUGGCAUUUUAUAACUUUGGACUAUCAAUGGUUCAUAACCUGAUACCAACUAUUGUGAUUUAUGUAUCUACCAUGUUCUUGCCUGGCAAAUUUAAUGUGAUACUUACAUUUGUAUUUAAUAUGGCAUACUUACUUAUUGGCUAUAUUGUAACAGAAUCUGAAGAUUAUGACAUAACAUGGACUAUGCCACAUUGUGUGUUAACUUUGAAAUUGAUUGCAUUAUCAUUUGAUCUGUGGGAUGGAGAGAAAAUGUUGAAAGGAAAUGAAAGACUUUCUGAAACAAACAAGAAAACUGCUUUAGUGAAAGCACCUUCCUUCUCAGAAUUGAUUGGGUUCAUAUAUUUUCCAUCAUGUUUUUUGGUGGGACCUAUUUUUUCAUUCCGCCGUUAUUCUGAUUAUUUAAAUGAUAAGUUUCCACUGCAUGAAAAACAUGUAUACAACAAAGUGGCAAUGAAGAGGCUGGUGCAGGGUGUUGCAUAUUUGAUUGCUUUUCAAGUUGGAGUGACAAUAUUCAACAUGAAGUACAUGCUUUCGGAGGAGUUUUUGGAGACGUCCAUAUUUUACCGUCAUAUCUACUGCGGCCUAUGGGCGCACUUUGCCUUGUACAAAUACAUUUCAUGCUGGCUGCUUACGGAAGCUUCCUGUAUACGAUUCGGUUUAUCGUACAACGGCUCCGAGAAAGACGGCAAUGGCGUUAUGGUGUCUCAAUGGGACGGCUGCAGCAAUAUCAAGCUGCUGCGAUUCGAGUUCGCCACAAAGUUCCAGCAUUAUAUUGACAGCUUCAAUUGUAACACCAACCAUUUCGCCGCUGAGUAUAUAUACAAACGACUCAAGUUCCUAGGCAACAGGCAUCUAAGUCAAUUAUUCACUCUACUGUUCCUCGCACUCUGGCAUGGUAUACGCUCCGGAUACUAUAUGACGUUCUUUAAUGAAUUCAUUAUAAUUUUCAUGGAGAAAGAGCUCGAAUCUAUCAUCAGUAAGACGGCCACGUAUCGGUGGCUUUGGUCCACUUACGCUAAAUAUCCAAUGUACGUUUUAUUAAAACUGUACACUAUUGUCUUUAUGGGGUGGAGCUUGGUCCCCUUCGAUGUAAAGGUGUUCUCCAAGUGGUGGACUGUUUAUUCGGCGUUGUACUUCUCCGGGUUUCUUUUGUUUUUACCCUGGGCUAUAGUUUAUAAGCCGUUGCUCCUUAAUUUAGUUCGUAAAAAGUCGGAUUAGAGUAUUCUGUGAAAUUGGUUUUACUGCAUCGUUUCGAACGACAUUUUGAUAUUGAUACAUUGAGCGUCGGUUAUACCGAAAUAUUUUAACCUCGAUGUUACAUGUUACUAUUAGGACCGGCGCACAUAUGCAGAUGCGCAGCGCAGAGCAUGCCCGCGAAACUUUCUA